This is a messenger RNA of Penicillium soppii, 270 nucleotides long. RefSeq lists its product as uncharacterized. The transcript has a single exon. The record is from RefSeq and is a predicted model, not a curated record. Lineage: Eukaryota; Fungi; Ascomycota; Eurotiomycetes; Eurotiales; Aspergillaceae. Bases 1 to 270 code for a protein of 89 amino acids.
AUGACCCGAACAGUCUAUCUCAUCUCUGCCCGCUACUCAUCCUCCCAAAGAGCGCAUUUCUCGAUAUUUGUGCCAUUAGCCGCAGAUUCCUCAGUGGGAACCAAAAUCCACGUCACCGGAGCGCCAAUGGUAGGCUACAAUCCUGAAUUCAAACGAAACUACAACCCAAGUCUCGAAAAAAUCGACAAGAUCUACCCUAUCGGUGAGGUCCCACCAUGUCAUAUAGUGGACUUCCUUGGCGAUACUCCGUCCGUAGACUCCAUGCCGUGA